Oppiella nova is the source of this 599-nucleotide messenger RNA. Lineage: Eukaryota; Metazoa; Arthropoda; Arachnida; Sarcoptiformes; Oppiidae. The record is from the annotation of a GenBank genome assembly.
GGACUCUUCGGCCGACACUAUCGUCGGAAUCGAUAUCAACGGCGAGAAGGAAGCGAUCGCUCGACAGAUGGGUUGCAAUGAAUUCAUUAAUCCCAAGAGUUUGGACCAGCCGUUGGAAGAGGUGUUGAGAGCGAAAGGCAUUGAAUACGCGUUCGACUGCAUCGGCAAUCAGGACGUCCUCAACACCGCUCUCAAGAGUCUGACGCCGUGGGGAUCACUCACUGUCAUCGGUUUGGGUAAACGCGGGAACAAAGUGGAGACCAGUGUUGCGGAACUGCUGGAAGGCCGACAAGUGGCCGGCGGUUACUUCGGGAAUAUGAAGCCCCGGGAGGCCAACCAGCGUCUGGUGGACAUGAUGUGUGCGGGAAGUCUGAAGAUCGACUCAAUGGUCACUCAUCGGAUGCGUUUGGAAGACAUCGGCCGCGCGUUUGAUGUCUUAAAAGCCGGAAAAACCAUCCGAACUGUGAUUGAGUUUUGAGCGGAAAUCGCUUUUAUGUCUUCAAUGUAUCGCUUAUACAGUAUUCGUACAAAAAUCUGUUGAAUAAAUACUUGGAAACAAAAGUCAAACUCAAAUAAUGGUUGUCAUUCGAGUCGUAUUC